Messenger RNA from Bursaphelenchus okinawaensis, 577 nucleotides. NCBI's taxonomy places the organism in Eukaryota, Metazoa, Nematoda, Chromadorea, Rhabditida, Aphelenchoididae. The record is from the annotation of a GenBank genome assembly.
AUGUUCUUACCACUAGUCGAAACAACUUCAUCAAGAGCCUUAUGGAAUCUGAAUUCAAUGGCUGAGUGUAGACUAGGCUACUCAGCUCUAGUCUACAAUAACUAUGGCUGUUGGUGUGGUGUAGGUGGAGCUCAUACUCCGGUCGAUGGCAUUGACGAGUAGGUAUUUGAAUAUGGUAUUUUAGUUUUAAAUUACAAUUAUUAGUUGUUGUCGUCGUCACGACAACUGCUACGACGUAGCUCUUGAUAAGCACGAUUGCAAAGGCGUGUUCGAGGAAUAUGUGAAAAACUACAAAUGGAAGUGCGACAAAAUAAACAUUACUUCGUCUGAGCCAAUGUGUCUUGGUAAGAGUUGUCAGCUACCAUGAAUAUAGAAUAAUAUAGCGAGUUACUUUCUGUAACAUAUAUAAAAAUAACGGUUACUAUAAGUCAAAGUAUGUCAAUGUCAAUCGUAUAUGCAUUUAGGGUCUGAAGAUGCUUGUCGAGAUGAUCUUUGUCAUUGUGAUAAGAUGGUGGUUGACUGUUGGUCACAGUGCGCUAAGCCAUCUGAGAGGAAACGCUGUUCUCACAAUGACUAA